GGGUCUAUUCAUUAAUCGGAUGCCGUUUCAAAACGUUUCGUCUGUUGCAAAACGUUUUUCAACGGAAACAGUUUAGGCCUUAUCCAAACGGAAAACGUUUGGGAACAAAAAACGAGAGUUUCUAUUGAUCAAACUCAGGUCUCUCGCCCGUUUCGUUCUGUUCGGUAUGCUUGCUUCCAUUUGGUUCCUAAAGUAAACGGUAAACUGUUUCUGUUUCCAAAAGUUUUGCAACAGACGAAAUGUUUUGCAACUGAAUCUGACUAAUGAAUACACCUCAUGAAUCCCACAAUAACCGGGCGAAGGAGUUUCUUUUUUUUUUUCCGUGGCAGAGCUGGUUGUUUCAAACCUCAGUCAAAGCGAAAGCGAAGUCGCUAUGCGGGGAGAUGUAAGAUGGCAGAGCUACAAAUGUUGCUAGAGGAGGAAAUUCCAGCUGGCAAAAGAGCUCUCGUAGAGAGUUACCAGAAUCUCACACGGGUAGCAGACUACUGUGAAAACAAUUAUGUUCAGGCUACGGACAAGAGGAAAGCUCUGGAGGAGACCAAAGCCUACACCACCCAGUCCCUGGCCAGCGUUGCCUACCAGAUCAAUGCCUUAGCCAACAACGUGCUGCAGCUGUUGGACAUCCAGGCCUCACAGCUGUGCCGAAUGGAGUCCUCAAUCAAUCACAUCUCUCAGACGGUGGACAUCCACAAGGAGAAGGUGGCCAGGCGAGAGAUCGGGAUCCUCACCACCAACAAGAACACAUCGAGGACCCACAAGAUCAUCGCCCCCGGCAACAUAGAGCGGCCGGUGAGGUACAUCAGGAAGCCCAUCGACUACAACGUGCUGGACGAUGUUGGCCAUGGGGUCAAGUGGCUCAAAGCCAAGCAGCAUGGAAACAAUCAGCCAAUCAGAGGAGGAGGAGGAACGCUAUCGAGGACCAAUCCGCCAACACAGAAACCUCCUAGCCCGCCUCCCGUGACAGGGACGUUGUCAGGGCGUGGAACUCUGGGACGCAGCACGCCCUGUAAAAGUCUAGAGCCGGUGAAACCACCCACAGUGCCAAACGACUAUAUGACCAGCCCUGCUCGACUAGGCAGCCAGCACAGCCCUGGACGCACUGCCUCUCUCAACCAGAGACAACGAACCCACAGUGGUAGUAGUGGGGGUAGUGGCAGCAGGGAGAACAGCGGGAGCAGCAGUAUUGGCAUUCCCAUGGCCGUGCCUACGCCCUCCAUUCCCAACUCUGGACCAGUGGUGGCUCCCGGGCCUGGUCUUGGCCCCAUCCCCAUGUCCCAGUUUGGCACCAUCUCGCGGCAGAUCUCACGGCACAACUCUACCACCUCCUCAGUCUCUGUGGUUUCGGCCACGGGCACCUACCGCCGGGCGCCGUCCGUCACCUCCCAGUUCUCCCUGCAGCAGCAGCAGGCCCUACAGCUACAGCAGCAGCAGAUACAGCAGCCGUACAUUAACGGGGGAACCUCAACCUACCCCCAGAACUCAACUGCCCCUCCUCCCCCCAUGCCCCAGCUGACUCCACAGAUACCUCUGACAGGCUUUGUGGCCAGGGUGCAGGAGAACAUUGCGGACACCCCUACUCCGCCUCCCCCUCCUCCGCCCGAUGACCUGCCCAUGUUUGAUGAAGCUCCUCCCCCUCCUCCACCACCGCCAGUUGACUACGAGGAACAGGAAGCGGCUGUAGUUCAGUACAGCGACUCGUAUGCGGAUGGAGACCCCCAGUGGGCGCCCAAGAGCUACAUGCAGAAAGUGGUGGCCAUCUACGACUACACUGCGGAUAAAAACGACGAGCUGAGCUUCAUGGAGGGAGCCGUCAUCUACAUCAUUAAGAAGAACGAUGAUGGCUGGUACGAGGGAAUCAGUAGCGGAGUCACGGGACUGUUCCCCGGCAACUACGUCGAGUCCAUCAUGCACUAAGCUGACUGAUGGGACCGUACUGCUCUCUAUUGAUUCGGUGUUUCUACUACAGACGUCUGACCUUUCAAAGCACAUAGGGAAGUGCUUUUGGAUACGACAGAAUGUUUGGUCUCUUACUAAUCUCAAAUAAAUCAAAUACAAAAUA
Molecule: messenger RNA, 2059 nt
Organism: Salvelinus fontinalis (brook trout)
Lineage: Eukaryota; Metazoa; Chordata; Actinopteri; Salmoniformes; Salmonidae
Product: abl interactor 1-like
Exons: 11
Coding region: 277-1914 (545 amino acids)
Cellular component (GO): lamellipodium; intracellular anatomical structure
Molecular function (GO): SH3 domain binding
Source: RefSeq, a predicted model, not a curated record